AUGCAUCCAGAUCUUCCAAUUUAUCGUACUGCUUUUGCGCAAUCAUUCGACAUUGAGAAAAUUGGGAAAUCUACGCAAGUUGAUGCCGAGUCUUUGUCGAUAGCUUACACGCAAUGUGUUUUCAAGGAACCUAUAAAAUUAAUUUACAAAAUUGCUACCACGCAAUCACGUUGCAAGUCAUCCCUCUCCAAGAUGUUGCAGGCUGAACCUCUUCCAAUGGAUGUUGCACCAUUACGAACAUUUAGUGUUGAACCGAAUCCGGCCGUCCUGAAAUCCAAACCUUCGGAUGUUAUUUUAAAGUCCAUUCCUCCAUUGGAAAGAAGAGACUGUUCAUGUUCUACUAUUUCAUGCUCAAAUGCUAACGCUUCAAUUCAAGUUUCACCAUCAUCAAUCUAUCAAGCAGGUGUUGAUCCCCUUCCGCUUUCUAAAUGCUUCUCUGAGGAGUUACAAUUUACGCCUAAACAGCUGAGUGUAGUCGCCGUGGAAUCAAUUCGGUCCGAGUCCUCCGAACCCAAGGUUCGUCCGUUGUCAGUGGCUCUUUCACAAUCAGUCGAGAAAAGUGUACCUCUCACUCAUAAAGAAAUGCAAAUUUCUCCAGAACGGCUCGCGAUAGCAACGACUCAAUCCACGGGCGUCAAAAGCUUCGGAAAGAAACUGCAAGUUCAACCAAUAGGGCUUGCUAGAGCAGCAACUCAAACGCCUUGGGAGGAACAGGUCCCUAUUAAGCCGUCAACCUCCACAACUAUCAUGAUGUCAGCACCAAGAAACGAAACUUUCGAAGCAAGUUGUGGACCUGUUCCCUCAUACAUGAUUUCAUCAAUCGUCCAAGCAGAAACUCAACCUAUCAUACCAACGCUUGAAAAGAUAAACAAAAAGUUGAUGGUUCGACCGGAGUUUAUGAAGACAUCAGAAGUCCAGGCAACCGCGCCGAAACUAGGGUUAAUGUCAUUUGAAAUCCAGAGUGAAAUGCCGCUUUCUAUUCAGUUAAGUAAACCUACGCCUAAAUUCAAAGAAAUACAAGCGCAUAGCGACUUGCUUAAGGUUUCCUCAAGUCAGACGAAAUUUGUCGAGCAACCCUUUAUUAUCCAGCAACCUUCGUCUCUAUCUCCACUUUAUGCAGCCCCUGUAAUGAAAGAGACUUUAGAUUUUGGCACUCAAUAUGAGACCAGCGUACGGAGCGUGCGAAUACAGAAAGGUAUCGGUGCAAUCGAAGAUACAGUUCACAUCGGCAUCCAGGACUCGCAGUACGAGCCGCGAAGAUCACCUCCAAGUCCAAGAGUGCACAAAAUUGAGUGGGGAAUUCAAUGUAAGCCAACGGUGAUGGUUGGAAUCACACAAACAGCAAUCAUCGAACAGAUUCCACUUCCGAUCCCACCACAAAUGUACACAGAAAGCACUCAAACCGAGAAUGUGGCGCCGCCACCAUCAGUUACUAAAGUAGAGGUAAUCCACAGGCCUAUUAGGAAUGCCAAAGUAAGUGAACCUCUUUUCUCAUUUGUUCGAGAAACAACCGCUCAUGUGCCUAAGGAGCGGAGGGUCAAAUCACAAGGCCUCAUUCCUUUCAAAACUCAAGUGGCCACACAGGAGCAAGAAUACUCCCUUAGUGUUCCAUCCACGCUCCAUUUGAACGUCCUGGAGCAUGGUGCGGCCACCAUGACUGAGCAAUACUCAUACCAGCAACAGCGUUCAACCUCCAUGAACAUUCCCAGACGAUAUGCCAGUCGAAUUCGUUCUCCUUCAGUAAGAGGGACAACUUACAACAGACGAAAUCGUUCAAUGGAUACCAUAUUUGAAGAUUUUAGAACCAAUCAUUUGCAGGACAGUUUGCCCAGACACAGCGAGGGGGACCUCUAUUCCGAGAACACUUACGUGGGAGAACUUCUGAAAACGCAACAAAUGAAACUGGAAGAACGCACAGAAGAAAGCCUUCAACGGUGUGUACAGGCAGUUGGGUUUGAAAGAGUCUACUCCAUGCUGCGUCAAAUCUGGGAGGAGACAGAAGAGGAAAAAGCUAUUUAUGAAGAGAUUCAUGAUGGGUUCUGCACUUCACGUACGUUCCCAGGCAGAAGAUAUACCGAUGUCACGACUCAAUACUCGAUUCCGUCAUUAGGCUUCCACCGUGGCUACGGUAAAAGGGAUGCAGCAGUCCAAGAAGGUAUUUCCCACGUGCAGUGGAUCCCACUUCCACCCGGACACCUUAUCCAUAUUGAAAGUGACGAGAGCACUGAUAUAGAUGAAACCUAUGAUUGGGAUCCCGAUUUAUCUUCAUGGCAUCCUAGACGCAAUCUUUUCAAAUGGUUGGCUAGAACACCUCUCGACUUUGGAACACAAACAGAAGUGACGAAAGCCGAAGAAAACCAAUAUAUUGACCGUCUGCUAAGAAGUCGAGCAUUAAGCGCCUACACUAGCGACUUCGAAAUGCAGCAAGCGGGUCUUAAACUAAACUAUCCUGAAAGUGGUACAGUGAGCGUGGUAUCCUGGAGACCACGUUAUCUGGAUGGUGAGGACCAACUGGAUGUCGACACAAUUGGUCAGCUGCUGAGAAUUUCAUUGGUUGGUGCGAGGGUGCCAGGUACUGGUGAAGUUAUUUCGGCAGCGGAUGCAUUCUACCGAGGUAUUCUUCGAAUGGUCUACGUGGAUGACACUCGUGGGACUAUUAUGCCACUACCAACGGCCAUCACAGCAAAUGCUGUUAUUGUGGAAAAGCAGUAUCCACGAGGUGUGGGAAUCGCAUUACACAGCACUUCACGCAAGUAUCCAGUGGAAUGUCAAGUGCUAUGGAAUACUUCGACCCUUCGAAGGAGAACAUACCGAGUGAAUUUUAUUCAGAAGUCGACUGAUGAGCGUGUCGAUCUUUCAACUGCACUAGCAGAGGGACUCAUCGAUCUUACGAGCGGUGAAUUAAUCAAAAUUCCCAUGCCAUCGACAUCCACCCUACCAGAUCCAUUGUUGGAGUCUCGAGAGUCAACUCUAGGUGCUGAAGAUAACACUCCCGUUAUACCACAUCCAGAAAGAUACUCUGUGCACGAGGCCAUUCUAAAUGACAUACUCAAUGUUGAUCUGUUGGCACCAGAAGCAGUCAUUUUCCCUAGCACGGAAUUGAUACAAGAAGGAGUCUCCCGAGAAGGCGAAAGCUUCUUUUCAAGCCCCGGCCCUGAUGAAGAGUCGGACAUGGAAGUAUAG
Molecule: messenger RNA, 3183 nt
Organism: Hydatigera taeniaeformis
Lineage: Eukaryota; Metazoa; Platyhelminthes; Cestoda; Cyclophyllidea; Taeniidae
Source: the annotation of a GenBank genome assembly